AUGAAAGUCACGGCUCCUGACGCGGUUCCCUCUGGCGCUUCCCAAAUCGUGGACCAUGCUUUCGCUUCUUUCUCUUUUCCGGCGCAUUGGCUACCUGACUUUGCUGGAAAUAAUAGUCACCCCAACCUGUUUUCUCGCGAUAUUCUAAAUCUUUUAUAUACAAAGACUGGGAAGCGCCCGUACAUUCGAGUGGGUGGUACAUCUGCAGAUCGCACCUACUACAAUGCGUCCCAAGAACUAUCAAUUCAGGUAGACACGGGCGCCAAUGGCAUUCCGUCGGCAGUAUACAUUGGCCCAGUUUACUUCGAGGCCUUCAACAACUUCCCGGGAUCCUUGUGGAGCUUCCAGGCCAAUCUUGCAAACAAUGCCAGCUGGGGACUUGACAACACAAUGGAAGUCUGCAAGCGCGUAAUGAACACGCUUAAAGGCAACUUGAUCGACUUUGAGAUUGGCAAUGAAGUGGAUCUCUAUCCGUGUGCUGUUCGUCCUUGUGGAUAUACUGUCAACGAUUAUCUCCAAGAGUGGACCAGAUACGCCGAUGCGAUCUCAGACAACGUCCUCAAGGGGAAUUCGUACGGCCUAGACGAACAAAGGUUCUUCCAGGCUCUUGUAUUUGCAAACGCGGAACUCAAUACUUUCACCACGCAAAAUGCGUUCAAUGGAGGUAUCGAUUUAACCCAUCAUGUUAAAUCAGUGUCUCUGCAUCAUUACGCGGCUGGUAACCAGGCUUGGGUCAGACUCCAGGAGACUUUCAUGAACCACACGGCUGUUGUGGCUAAUCUUAGCAUCUACUCUCCUGCCAACAAGUACUUGAAGACCAACUAUCCAGAUGUCACUUUCUUGCUGGGAGAGACGAAUAGUGAUUAUACCAACCUGCUCAUGAGUCAGGUAGAGGGUGUUUUCGGCAGCUCGUUAUGGUUGAUCGACUAUCUCAUGUAUGGGAUGUCUCUAGGCACCACCUUUGGAUACACGGGUUGGGUGCCUGUACCUACAGGAAACAUGCAGCCUUACGUCCGACCACCGCUUUACGGCCAAAUUGUCGUAGCAGAUAUUAUUGGCCAUAAUCCCAAAGUCCAAAUUCUCCCUAUUCACCUCGGACCUGAGCUGUGGAAAUUCUCUGCGUAUGGCGUUUAUGAGUCCUCCAAGCUGAGCAAAUACGUAUUGAUUAACCUUGACGAGUGGAAUUCUACCACUCAAUACCCUCGGCCAAGCCAGAAAGUCUCACUACGCAUUCCUUCUGGAUCAAGAGGCGCCACAGUACAGAGGCUUCUUGGACCAGGAGCCAGCGCCGAUUCUGACAUAUCGUGGGGUGGACUUAGCUGGAAUUAUACACGGGGGCGACUUGCGCAAUCUGGUCGGCCUCACUUCGAGGCACUACCAGUUUCGAAAGGGGAGGCCACAGUGACAAUUCCCUCUACAGAAGCUGUUGUCGUUACGUUCGAUCGGUCAAUAUACUAG
This is a messenger RNA of Trichoderma gamsii, 1458 nucleotides long. Its product is annotated as beta-glucuronidase. The transcript is spliced from 7 exons. Lineage: Eukaryota; Fungi; Ascomycota; Sordariomycetes; Hypocreales; Hypocreaceae. The record is from RefSeq and is a predicted model, not a curated record. The coding region runs from base 1 to 1458 and encodes 485 amino acids.